This is a messenger RNA of Malaya genurostris, 6492 nucleotides long. It is a transcript of the gene Pi4KIIIalpha, whose product is annotated as phosphatidylinositol 4-kinase alpha. Gene Ontology annotation, molecular function: 1-phosphatidylinositol 4-kinase activity. The coding region runs from base 79 to 6291 and encodes 2070 amino acids. Lineage: Eukaryota; Metazoa; Arthropoda; Insecta; Diptera; Culicidae. The transcript is spliced from 14 exons. Gene Ontology annotation, biological process: phosphatidylinositol phosphate biosynthetic process; phosphatidylinositol-mediated signaling. The record is from RefSeq and is a predicted model, not a curated record. Gene Ontology annotation, cellular component: plasma membrane; cytoplasm.
AGUGGUGAAAAUUUGAUUCGGUUGUUUUCGAGGAUUGUCUGAAAAGAGCAGAAAGUUAGAAUUGAAAAAUUUAGUAUUAUGAUAGGAAAUGAUCGAUUUUCCUUUCAAAAAACUGUUCAUUGCUUAGCUCGAGUACUGGCUCGUAUAAAACCGACACCAUGGGAUAAGGUCCAAACCCUCUAUAAAUACUGUCCGCAAGAAAAUGCAGCAGGGGUUUUCUGCUUGGAUUCCAGAGCACAGGAUGCGGUUAUUGCAUUGGGACUGUAUUUUCUUGAAAGUGGUUAUCAAUAUGAGAAAGAAAUCAUCCCUUACUUGCUUAGACUUUCGAAGGCAUUACCGAGAGCAGUAUGGAUCGAUGAUGUCAAGCCCAACAAAAACGACAAAAUACCGAACGCCGAAAAAUUUUGCUUCUGUUUGAAUAGCUUACUUUCGGAUAUUGCGGUCGGAUGCCCAGAGAGUCGUGAUGAAAUAAUUUUGAACCAAGUCGAGGUCUUGGCUGUUCUGACGAACAUGAUCAAAGGAAGCAGGGAAAACAACACUUUACCGCCUAUCUUACUAUGCAAAGCAACAGUUCCAUUGCUUUUGGGCUUAGGAAGAUCAAUGGGACGAUAUGCGACGAGUGAUCCUCCUUUAUUAUGCCGUCUUUUUCCUCGAGAUGUAAUCCCAUCCCCAAAGUCGUUGGAUACAAGCUCUGAUGUUAAGCAAAAUCAUGCAAUUAGCCAAUUUCGUUCGAUUAUUCCUCGUUCUAUGUCGGGAAGUUUAACGGUUGAAUCACCGGAAGAGAAGUCACCUAAGAAGCACACUAAAAAGCUAAACUCUUUCUAUUCUGUUCCAUACGAUCCAACGACGUACUUCUUCUCCAAAUAUGGUUCCAGUUUCAAUCAAUUCCCCAAUAUGCGUUUUUGUGAUUCUCCAGAGCGAAAAAAUCGACUUCAGUUUCCUAUCAGUCAUUUACAGACGAUAUUUGCCCUUGCCAAAAAAUUACUCACUAAAGAAACACUGGAACAUCUUGAUGAACAAGCGGGGGAUAUUUACGCCCUACACCAGAUAAAACCGUACGGGUACAAGAGUUUCUCUGAGACCAUUAAUCUGGUUAUGGUGACUCUAUUGAGAGAAAUUUUGCAGAACCAAACUGAUCUUCCCACCCCAUUUACCAAGGAUGUGCAGGAAUUUGUGAAACGACUGUUCCUAAUUGGCCAAACUGAAUUGCAGAACAAACAGUAUGAUAGUACCUUGGAUAAAGUUAACGAUCCGUCUAAUAUCGUGGUAAACAAGUACAAGAUUAAUGUUAUGGCCAAUGCGGCUUGUGUCGACCUUCUUGUGUGGGCCAUUGGAGACGAAACCGAGGCUGAUAAACUAUGCAGCAGAUUGUACCAAAAGUUGAACUCAGUAUUGGGUCACAAAGUUGUUAUGGAUCAUAUGCCAUUGUUAAUGGUGUGCUUGGAGGGGUUGGGAAAAUUAGCUCAAAAAUUUCCCAACAUCGCCGGAACGUCGAUUUCUUAUCUGCGAGAUUUUCUUGUAGACCCAAGCCCCAUUUUGAUCAAACUACAUGCGCAGUCUCAGGCUCAGAAUAAAAAGGAAAAAGAAAAUGCUCCUUUCAGAAUUGUUGUUCAAGGGUCUGAUUUCAAGGCGUUGGAUCAGCAACCGAAUCAACGGCAUGGACUCACCAAGUCAACACAUGAAGCUUUCGAGGCACUGCGGGAUGCCGCUAUUGAAAAUUUAGCCAUAGCUCUCAAAGCAGCUCAUAUAUUGGACCCGUAUUGCGUGCCUGCUCUUGUGGCCAAUGUAUCUAAUAGGUUAUUCACGGUCGAGAAGCAGGAAAGUGAGUCAAGCCUAGUUUCCCUGAAUAUCAUCGUCAUGUUGGGUCAUGUGGCCGUUGCAUUGAAAGACACUCCCAAAACAACCAACAACAUUCUGCAAUUUUUUAUCCAGAGAUUCUGCAAGGUUCCAUCCGAACAAAAUGUCCUUAUCGUUGAUCAAUUAGGAUGCAUGCUAAUUUCCAAAUGCGAAGCUCAGGUUUUUGAGGAGAUAAUGAAAAUGUUUUCCCGCGUGACAGUGCAAGCAGCUUCGUUGGCUUACUCUACCAAUCCAGAGCAAAGUGUUUACAGGAAAUCCUAUCAUCACGUGUCGGAUGCGGUCGUGAAUGCACUCGCCAAUAUCGCUGCUAAUAUCCAGGGUGAACUCGAAAUGUUAGAUCUGUUGGGAAAGUUACUUGAGCUGUUCGUUCAGAUCGGGUUGGAAGGAGAAAGAUCAUACGACAGCAAUUCUGGUGCACAGAAAGCUAGCUCCAGUGCCGGCAAUCUGGGUAUGCUGAUUCCUGUGAUUGCUGUUCUAGUCCGACGGUUGCCUCCGAUUAAAAAUCCGAAGCAACGACUUCACAAACUGUUUAAGGACUUUUGGCUCUACUGUGUAGUAAUGGGUUUCACCAAUGCCCGAUUGUGGCCCUCAGACUGGUAUCAAGGUGUACAGCAGAUUGCGGCCAAAUCGCCACUACUGAUAUCACAAACUGCGCACCGAUCGGAGAUGCGUGAGUUGAAUUACACAUCUGCCAUACGCUCGGACAGUGUUAGCUUGAAUGAACUAAGAAGUCAAAUUUUAGUUUUAUUGGACCAUCCAGCCGCGGAUAUCACGGCUUGUAUUAAUAAACUUACAUUUGCCCAGUGUACAUAUUUGUUAAGUGUUUAUUGGUUGGAGAUUUUACGAGUGGAGAAUGCGUCCGAACCAAGUUUGGAACCGAUGUUGAACUAUCUUUGUGAUAACGCACUGCUGAAGGAUAAGUACGGUAUGUGGCAAUGUAUUCGCUGUAUAGGUGAUCAAGUAUUUGAAAAGUUUCGAAGUGUCCUGGUAGAACAGGAUGAGUUGAGGGAAAAGGUGUUGGAGUCACAGGCAAUGCUACUACUGGUAUAUUUUAAUCAUAUUCACAAACAGAUUCAGUUAGUGGCAGAUCAAUAUCUGUCACAAUUAGUAGACAAGUUUCCACAUCUGCUGUGGAAUCGUAAAGUGUUAUGGUGCAUGUUGGACGUUCUUCAAUUAUUGGCUUUCUCAUUAACGUUGGAUCCAAACGAAGAAACUCCCACGCUAAGAGUUUCCUCAACUCCGUACACACUGCAGUUAAUGGAUAGUCUCCCGGCAAGAGAAAGUAGGGUUAAAGAUUUCGCAGAUCGUUGUCAAGGUAUCGUCAACGAAGCUAUGAAGUGGGCACCGAAAUCUACACGUAGUCAUCUUCAAGAGUACCCGAAUCAGGUACCAACAACUGCCCUUGCUAAUCACAGUGGAUUAGCAUUAGCGGUGGACUCGAUCCUGCAUACUUGGGUCACGAAUGCCAGUAUUCAAUCGACUUCGAAACGGCCACAUUGCGUUAACAGUGACACAUCCAAAUUUGUAUCGGUUCUAUGUUUGCGUAGUAAAUAUGCGGGAGAAAUAUCUGGACUACUGUCGGUGCUUGAGGAUAAUGAGAAAAAAGGUCUUGCAGAUCGAUUGGUCAAGGAUAUUUGGGACGCUUGCGCUGAAAAAAGUGACGCCCAGCAUCGAGGCGCGCUGUGGAGAGCAACUGCAUAUCUUAUUCUGUGUGCCAGUGCUAAUCGAAAACUGCUGCAUGCGAUUUCUUCAUCCCAAGUACAGCUUUUCACAGAAUCAGCUAUGGAAACGGCAGUUGAAUGUUGGCAGUGGAUAUUGACCGCUCGACAGGAUCUAGAACUAUGCUUUAUACAGGAAAUGGUCACUGCUUGGCAAACGACAUUCGAUAAACGAAUUGGAAUAUUCACGGAAGAGAUGGAUAUAACUAGUCCUUUAGCGGCCUACGAAGGAUGCCGUUUGGUACCGAAACCGAUCAUGGUCUCUCCACAUUCGAUUUGGCUUCAGUUGCUAUCUGAAAUGGUCGAUACCGCCAAAUAUUGCAAUCGAGAUAAAGUUGAAAUGUUUUGCAUGUUGCUCCACCGAUGUCUUCCAUUCAGUCGUGAUUUCAAACAAACAAGACAUAUUUCUACGGUUGGAUGCCGUUUUAAAUUACUUCAGUGUGGUUUAUCGUUACUGCAAGGUAACACAAUUCCAAAAUCAUUGGCUCGCAACAUUUUGAGGGAACGAAUUUAUGCAAACGCUCUGGACUAUUUUUGUGGACCUCAGUUGUGUCCUAGUCAAUCACGCGAAGCACUACUUGAAGACAUAAGCAUUCUUUUGAAAUUUUGGCAAACAAUGAGAAGUGAAAAGAAACAUCUUGUGGCUUCCGAAGUGAGCGACUAUGAUCUGAAUCCCACAUCACAAAACCUUUCGGUGGCUAAAUCUUCCUUGGACACGGUAUCUCUCGCCGGCAGUGAAGUUGCUCGUUCGACUAGUAGCGGAAAUGCUGGUUGGUAUAACACUAUUCCUCAUUCUACAUCGACCUUAUCGAAACGAUCUAAUCGUAUCAAAAGACCACCGUAUCCGAAAGACGCUUACGACAAAGAUUACAUGAAGAAACGAAAUCUCAUUCUGGAACUUCUCGCCGUUGAAAUCGAGUUCAUGUUAAUUUGGGCUAAUCCUUUAGCAACACCUGAAAUGCUCGUUGUUGGUGAGGAAUCUGUUGCCGAGUGGCGGGCUAGACCUAUAAAAUUAAACGUUUGGAGAGAUUACACUCGUCUGGCUUGGUCAUACAAUGCGGCAUUAGCAAUCUUUUUGCCACAACGAAUACGUAAUGCUGAAACAAUUGAAGACGAAGUAACUCGACUCGUCUGUUCCGAUCCUCUGGCUGUUAUUCACAUUCCAGAAGCUCUGAAAUAUCUUGUCACAACGCGAACGCUUUUAAAUGAAACUCCAGAGUUGGUCUACAUGUUGUCGUGGGCCCGAGUAAGUCCAAUACAGGCAUUAUCGUAUUUUUCUCGGCAAUAUCCAACACAUCCGUUGACUGCACAGUAUGCUGUUAAGACAUUGAAUUCGUACCCGGCUGAUGCUGUCCUGCCGUACAUACCCCAGUUGGUACAAGCUCUUCGACAUGACACGAUGGGCUAUGUAACUGAAUUAAUUAAACAUAUUUCCAAACGGUCGCAAAUUGUAGCCCACCAGCUUAUUUGGAACAUGCAGACCAAUAUGUACAUUGACGAAGAAAUGCAUCAUAAGGAUCAGAUUUUGUACGACGGUUUGGAAUCACUGUCUCAAAUUAUCAUCUCAUCCCUGUCUGGACCUGCCAAACGAUUCUACGAACGGGAGUUCGAUUUCUUCGGCAAAAUCACAGCCGUCAGCGGAGAGAUUCGUUCCUUCCCCAAAGGUCAGGCCAGAAAGAAAGCCUGUUUGGAUGCGUUAAGCAGAAUUAAGGUGCAGGCCGGGUGCUAUCUGCCAUCAAACCCGGAAGCCAUGGUUCUCGACAUUGAUUACAACAGUGGAACGCCAAUGCAAAGUGCAGCGAAGGCACCAUACUUGGCACGAUUCCGUGUUCAUCGGUGCGGAAUUACCGACCUGGAAACGAUGGCGAUGGAAGUGUCCAACAAUCCCGACUCUCAACUGGAUGGGCCGAAAUUGAACUCCAUGGGCCCGGAAACGUGGCAGGCUGCCAUCUUCAAAGUAGGCGAUGAUGUGCGCCAAGAUAUGUUGGCUUUGCAGGUUAUUUCGAUAUUCAAGAACAUUUUCCAGCAAGUCGGUCUCGAACUAUUUCUGUUUCCAUACCGUGUUGUAGCAACAGCUCCAGGGUGCGGUGUAAUCGAAUGUGUGCCAAACGCGAAGUCGCGUGAUCAACUUGGAAGGCAAACCGACUCAGGUUUAUACGAAUACUUCCUGCAUCAGUAUGGAGACGAAACAUCAAAGGAAUUCCAGGCAGCACGAAGCAAUUUCGUCAAGUCAAUGGCUGCGUAUUCUGUGAUCGGUUAUCUUCUCCAAAUUAAAGAUCGUCACAAUGGCAAUAUAAUGAUUGAUAAGGAUGGCCAUAUUAUACAUAUUGAUUUUGGUUUUAUGUUUGAAUCAUCUCCCGGAGGCAACAUCGGUUUCGAACCAGAUCUCAAACUAACGGACGAAAUGGUAAUGGUGAUGGGAGGCAAAAUGGAAGCUGCUCCCUUCAAGUGGUUCUGUGAUUUAUGUGUGCAAUCAUUCCUGGCGAUCCGUCCGUAUCAGGAUGCUAUCGUAACAUUGGUCUCGCUCAUGCUGGACACUGGAUUGCCUUGCUUCCGUGGUCAAACCAUUACGCUAUUGAAGCAACGGUUCGUGCCCACUAAGAAUAGCAAGGAAGCAGCCGCCCAUAUGUUGGGCGUCAUCCGCAACUCAUAUCAAAACUUCCGAACUCGAACCUACGAUAUGAUACAGUAUUAUCAGAAUCAGAUCCCAUACUAAAGAUUUUGAUUGUGUGGAACAUUUUAAACGUAUGGAUUACAUAUGGUGUUGAUAUGGUAAAGAGCGGGUUUACUAUAGAAAUAUUUAAUCUUAACCAAAUUUAUUCAAUGUUGUCUUGUAUGUGUUUCCAGGUAUAGUCAAACUUACCUUUGUUAAAUAUUUGUUGACCACCUAAAAUAAAACAAAUCUUACGGAAAAACA